Messenger RNA from Staurois parvus, 192 nucleotides. NCBI's taxonomy places the organism in Eukaryota, Metazoa, Chordata, Amphibia, Anura, Ranidae. The record is from the annotation of a GenBank genome assembly.
UGUCCCAUCAUUGGUGUCAGUGGGAGGAAUAGUGUCCCAUCAUUGGUGUCAGUGGGAGGAAUAGUGCCCCAUCAUUGGUAUCAGGCGGGAGUGAAUAGUGCCCCAUACAUUGGUGUCAGUGGGAGAAUAGUGCCCCAUCAUUGGUGUCAGUGGAGGAAUAGUGCCCCAUCAUUGGUAUCUGUGGGAGGAAAU